UUUGCCAUCUCUACGGACUGAGUCAAUUUGUUAUGGCCAGCUGAAAUUUAGAUCUUUCGCAAUAGAAGAGCAGGAUUGGAAACCCGGGGCAACCAUGAAGGGCGGAACCUUCAGAAACACCCAGUGGGAUCCCACGCUGCUGUCCUCACAGAUCGUUUCCAUGCAAUUCUGCGUGUACUUUACACUUGGCCUACUGGUCUUCGUGGCCAGCAAGUUGUCCGGGGAUAACUACAGCCUGGAUCAUUUGUUCGAGUACCAUUCACAUUUGAUCUAUUUUUGUUUCAAGGAGAUUCACAUCUACGAUUUGGGCGGCAGAUUGGUGAUCUGCGCAUUUCUUCUCAAUGCGUUCCUGGCUUCCCUGGCGCUGUGGUGCAUUGUGAGACGGGCCAAGCUCUGCCUGGACUUUAGCUGCACCUUUCACGUCCUGCAUUUGCUCAUCUGCUGGUGGUACAACCGCUCCUUUCCUGCCAACGCAUCCUGGUGGCUGCUCAACGUCAUCACCGGUACGAUAAUGUGCAUAGGCGGCGAGUUCCUUUGCCUGCAGACCGAAAUGAAAGAGAUUCCGGUGGGCUAUGCAGCCCUCAACCAAAAAUCAGACGUCUGACUCGAACCAUAAACUUGUGAUGUCUGCUAGCUUAACCAAGCCACCCCUAAACCAGCUUCUUUGUACAUGUAAUUUAUUGUUAAACUACCGUAAGAUUACAUAGCAUAUAUACUCUAAAUUGUAAAUCCUAAUCAGUGUAAUAUCUGGUAAAUGAA
Messenger RNA from Drosophila ficusphila, 759 nucleotides. It is a transcript of the gene Sys1, whose product is annotated as protein SYS1 homolog. Gene Ontology annotation, cellular component: trans-Golgi network; Golgi membrane. The transcript has 3 exons. Gene Ontology annotation, biological process: Golgi to plasma membrane protein transport; protein localization to Golgi apparatus; Golgi to endosome transport. The record is from RefSeq and is a predicted model, not a curated record. The coding region runs from base 95 to 604 and encodes 169 amino acids. NCBI's taxonomy places the organism in Eukaryota, Metazoa, Arthropoda, Insecta, Diptera, Drosophilidae.